This is a messenger RNA of Pelobates fuscus (common spadefoot toad), 2146 nucleotides long. RefSeq names its product cysteine rich hydrophobic domain 2 (gene CHIC2). The transcript has 6 exons. Gene Ontology annotation, cellular component: Golgi-associated vesicle; plasma membrane. NCBI's taxonomy places the organism in Eukaryota, Metazoa, Chordata, Amphibia, Anura, Pelobatidae. The coding region runs from base 135 to 635 and encodes 166 amino acids. The record is from RefSeq and is a predicted model, not a curated record.
GUCAGCUCUAGCCCUGCGUCACCACCAACGUCACGGCGCACGCGACGUCAUUCGUCACGACGCCUCGGCUGGGCAUGGCGGCAUCCUCUUCCUGGUAACGGUAACGGGGAGCUGGGAGACCGGCGGCCUUCCGGAUGGCGGACUUUGAUGAGAUUUACGAGGAGGAGGAAGAGGACGAAGAGCGGGCGCUGGAGGAGCAGCUCCUCAAGUACUCCCCGGACCCGGUGGUGGUGAGGGGAUGCGGGCACGUCACAGUAUUUGGGCUUAGCAACAAAUUUGAAGCAGAGUUUCCAUCAUCUUUAACCGGCAAGGUAGCACCGGAGGAGUUUAAAUCCAGCAUUAAUCGGGUGAACAGUUGUCUCAAGAAGAACCUUCCAAUUAAUGUCCGCUGGUUGCUUUGUGGGUGUCUUUGCUGCUGCUGUACCUUGGGCUGUAGCAUGUGGCCAGUAGUUUGUCUCAGUAAAAGAACACGAAGAUCGAUUGAGAAGUUAUUGGAAUGGGAAAACAAUAGGAUAUACCACAAGCUGUGCUUGCACUGGCGAUUGAGCAAAAGGAAAUGUGAAACCAACAACAUGAUGGAAUAUGUCAUCUUGAUAGAAUUUUUACCAAAGACACCAAUUUUUCGACCAGAUUAGCAUUGUCUUUUUGUUUGUUUCCAAGGACUUGAUCCAGUAUCUCUUAUUUCCAAUGGUGCCUUGCUUGGUGCUUUCCCAGUGGUGAUAUCAUGGUUCUACCGAAUUCUGUGGCUUUCUUUCUUUUCUAUUUUUGUUCUUGAAAGAGCUACCAACACCAGGUCCAUUUCAAAGUAUUUUUCCUUUGGAGUUGAGAUGGGACUUUUUUGAAACAUGUUUUUUUAGGAGGACUUUUUUUUUUCUCUCUUCUAAAGCCACACUCUGGUUUUCUCAAAGGUCAAUUGGUGUUCCAUUUUCUUUUGUUUUUCUCAUUUCUUCUUUUUUUAAAGGGACUGUUUUUUUUGUUUUUUUUUAUGGCCUGUCACGUGUGGAGCUACAAUUUCUCCUGUCACAGUUCGGGAGCCAAGAUGUCACUGCACCAUUAGGAAUCUCUAUUUACCCAAGAAGAUCUCCUCCUGUCAGCUGGUUCUGCAGCAGAUCUACUGAACAUGUUGGAACUGAAAGAAAUUCUUCAUUACCCCUAGAAUAUUUAUGGAAAUAUGUGCAUGUUGUGGCGUUUUAAUGAAGCUCAGGACCACACACUUUUUAUUUCAUUUUUUUUGUUUUUUUUAAUCUUUGUUCAGGAGCAAUGAAUUUCCCAAGUCUUGCUCUAUUUACCAGGUAGUCUACAGGUAGAGGGUUAUUCAUGAUGUCUGAUAUUAAGAAAUAUAUUUCUAAUUCCACUUUGUUUACUCACUGCUGAAUGACAACCAUUUAAAUCGUAUGGAAAAUUUAAGCUAAAUUAAUUAAAACCGAUUUGGUUAAAAUAUCUUAAACAUUUUCAAAGACCCUUCCAUACUGCUUCACUGCGUCGUAUAGGUUGCAAUGUUUUCAGCCAUGUGGUUGGUGUGAAGGUAUGGUAAAAUGAAAGGCAGUAUGUUUCUUUAUACUGCAAAUUAAUACUUUCAGUUUAAAUAUAUUUGGCUUAAGUAACAUACUCCGGGGCGAUGCUUGUAUUUUUAUUUAUUUUUUCACACUCCUGCUGGGAAAACACCUGAAGACACAUUGGGACACACAAUAGAUUACACAUUUCAUGCAUAUAUUUUAAGGUUUACAUUACUUGGUGUUAUGCACAUAUUUAACCUUAAUGGGGGUCAUGCAAGAUUCACCUUUGUUGUGACAUAUAAGCUCACUAGUACUUUAUUUUGUUCAUAUUUGUGCCUACUAAUUCAUCUUAAAUAGCUAUUACAUUUUGGUUUAACUUGUAAGAAUCUGUAUUCUCAAAAAGAACUAGUUCUAAAAAAAAAAAAAAAGCAACCUGUGGUAUAUGUGUAGCAUUUUUAUAUAAAUGCUUUGUUUAAACUGGUAAAAAAAUGUAAAUGUUAAUUACCACUAUAUUAUUUGCUCUUAUUAUUAUUAAGUAUAUAUGCCAUUGCUAUUCUUAGCAACCAUUAGAAGGAUGUUGUAUACAUCAGUGGGUGGGAGAAAUAUACCCAGGGGUUUUGUCUUGCUCUAUUUAUUUAUUUUUUUUUUUU